Messenger RNA from Drosophila rhopaloa, 2245 nucleotides. RefSeq names its product NADH dehydrogenase [ubiquinone] flavoprotein 1, mitochondrial (gene ND-51L1). The record is from RefSeq and is a predicted model, not a curated record. The coding region runs from base 113 to 2245 and encodes 710 amino acids. Gene Ontology annotation, biological process: mitochondrial electron transport, NADH to ubiquinone. Gene Ontology annotation, molecular function: NADH dehydrogenase (ubiquinone) activity; 4 iron, 4 sulfur cluster binding; FMN binding. The transcript has a single exon. Lineage: Eukaryota; Metazoa; Arthropoda; Insecta; Diptera; Drosophilidae.
UUAUAUCUGCAAAAAAAUCGGUGACAUAGUAAGCUGGGAGGCUUCCUUUCAUAAAUAACGACAGAGUACACACUCAAAAGAGAAUUCAGAGCUGCAGAGUACAGACAACAAAAUGAUAUCUUUAUUAGAUCGUCGAGUUUUUGGUGUUUACAAGAUGUCUUCGGUGCUAGUUAGGAGUGCCAGAGGGUUUUCGGAAACCAACAAACUUCAAGUUGCCAUACAGUCUGAUAAAACUGGAAAUAGGAAGUUGAUUAACAUUUUCAGCAGCGAUAAAAUAAAAGAUUUAAAUAUUAAAAUACCAUAUAACACUGAAAGCACUAUUCCACCGAUAAAAUGUGCUGCCCAAGCAUCUCAUAUUGUGAGCCAAGGAAAACAUAUUAAUGAUGAUGACGAUUUACUGACUGCAGAGCAGCGAAGCAUUAAGAGAGAAAACUUAAAAACUACACAAGUGGAUUGCCCAAAAUUUCCCACUGAGAAACCACCACCAACAACAAAAUUUCCAAUUAACGAAAAUGCCGAAAAAGCACUGGAACCAGCCGACAAAAUAAGACUUAAAGCCGAGUUAUUAAAAAGGAUAAAAGAUAUCGCUAGACGAAAGAAAUCUCAACUCGAGGACAAAGUGGAAGGGCUAAGGGAUGAAUUUACGGAUAAAUUGGUUGGGAUAAAAGAAGCAUCAGCUGAAUGUGUUGAAAAUGUUGCUGAGAAACAAGUGAAGGAGAAAGAAAAGCCUUCUUUAAUCCUCCAAGCCAAGGAGCCUUCACCGCCACCCAAAGGUGACUCUGGCCCACCGAAAAGUGGAUCUCCUCCACCGAAGGGUGGUUCCCCUCCAGCGAAAGGAGGCCCUCCUCCACCGAAGGGUCCGCCGCCUGGAACCCCUCCACCACAGACGAAAACCACUUUUGGGCCACUUGCUGAUGAAGAUCGAAUCUUUACCAACCUAUAUGGUCGUCACGAUUGGCGUUUGAAGGCAGCAAUGAAGCGAGGUGAUUGGUACAAGACCAAGGAAAUCAUAGAAAAGGGCGACAUGUGGAUAGUGAACGAGAUAAAGACCUCUGGGCUGCGAGGACGCGGUGGCGCCGGAUUCCCGAGUGGACUUAAGUGGUCCUUCAUGCACAAGCCGCCUGAUGGCAGGCCCAAAUUUCUGCUGGUUAACGCAGAUGAAGGUGAGCCCGGUACUUGCAAAGAUCGCGAGAUAAUGCGCCACGAUCCGCACAAGUUGAUCGAGGGAUGUGUGAUUGCUGGACGGGGAAUGGGUGCCAACACCGGAUUCAUUUACAUCCGCGGCGAGUUCUACAACGAGGCCUGCAAUCUUCAGUAUGCCAUAAUAGAAGCCUAUAAGGCUGGUUACCUGGGGAAGAAUGCCUGUGGCUCGGGCUUCGACUUCGAUCUCUAUGUGCAACGAGGUGCUGGUGCCUAUGUUUGUGGAGAGGAGACUUCCCUGAUUGAAUCUCUUGAGGGCAAGGCGGGCAAGCCGAGGAAUAAGCCUCCAUUUCCGGCGGAUAUCGGUGUCUUUGGCUGUCCAUCGACAGUGACCAAUGUGGAAACUGUGGCUGUGGCUCCAACGAUUUGCCGACGCGGUGGUAAGUGGUUCGCAAGCUUUGGACGUACUCGCAACUCCGGCACAAAGUUGUUUAACAUCUCGGGACACGUUUGCAAUCCCUGCACCUUCGAAGAGGAGAUGUCCAUGUCCACCAAGGAGCUGAUAGAACGCCAUGCUGGUGGAGUGAUCGGUGGCUGGGACAAUCUGCUGGCCAUCAUUCCGGGUGGCUCCUCAACCCCCUGUAUUACCAAAGAAGAUGCCGAGACCUCAAUCCACGACUAUGAUGGCCUGAUGAAAGUGCGUUCGUCCUUGGGAACCGGGGCCAUGAUUGUGAUGAACAAGGAUACGGAUAUUAUCAAGGCCAUUGCCCGCCUGGCGUCCUUCUACAAGCACGAGAGCUGCGGCCAGUGCACUCCCUGCCGCGAGGGCCUCCACUGGGUGAACAUGAUCAUGCAGAGAUUCGUCACUGGAAACGCCCAGAUCGGUGAGAUCGAUAUGCUGUGGGAGCUGACCAAGCAGAUCGAGGGCCACACCAUUUGUGCCCUGGGCGAUGGUGCCGCCUGGCCGCCGCAAGGACUCAUCCGUCACUUCCGUCCGCUCAUCGAGGAGCGGAUCAGGAAGCGGGAGGCCGAUGAGCAAGCUGCAGCAGAUGCCGUCGCCGCCGAGCGCUUCCCCUGUCAAACUGUGGCUCCUUGUCCAGAAUAA